AAUAGAAAUGAUUUGAUUUUCGUUAAGACACAGAUGAACGAGUGAAGUCAAAGUCAGUGAAUGAUUGAACCCUAAUCCCCCAAAUCAAUUUCUUAUACUCUCCGGCGACGGCGACGGCGACCACCGCGCGCGUCUAAGCUCCGGCGAGCUUCGUUCACUCCUUCGUCAUUUCAUCGUGUUAGGUUUUAAUUCUUGCAUCCAUGGAGACGGUCGACUGGUCUAAACUCCCAACAGACCUUCUCAAUCUGAUAUCACAACGAAUCGACGAUGAUGAACUCGAUCUCAUUCGCUUCCGAUCAGUUUGUUCAACAUGGCGCUCUUCCUCCGUCCCAAAUCAUCAUUACAUUUUACCCUACAAGUUCCCAGUCUUCAAAUUACCAUUCAUCUCUGAGCAAAACGACAAAAACCCUCCAUUCUGUCACCUCUCCAAACAAAAUAUCUUCCUCAUCAAACCACCACAGCAACAACAAGAACAACAAACCCUACUUCGCCCUUGGUUGAUAAGAGUUAGCCAAAACACGCGUGGCAAAACUCGAUUUUUCCACCCACUUUUCUGUGAUUCCCCUCUUCCUCGUAUCAAUCUCAUUCUCGAUUUCAGAAAAUUAUCUCUCCUCCAUUUGGGAAGCAACACUUUCACUAGGGACUUCGACACCUAUUCCCAACAUCAACCCUUCAAUAGUGACUACAUGUUCCCUGAAAAGGUCAUUGCUGUCACGUGCCAUGGAAAAAACCCUCUCAUUGUUGCCACAAUAUCCUCUCACCCAGAGCCGUUACUGUCGAAAUGCGGCAAUGAAAAAUGGAAGGUGAUCCCUGACAUGUCGAUGGAAUUCGGAGACAUAUGCCUUUUUAAAGGGCGUGCUUAUGCGGUUGACAAAAUUGGCAAGACAAUUAUGGUUGGAUCAGACUCAAAUGUCCAUUUAGUGGCUGAACCUUUGGAUGGUGGUGAGAACAAGAAAUUAUUAGUGGAGAGCGAUGGGGAUUUGUUGUUAGCAUGCGUUCAUGCGUUUCCUGUAAUAAGUGUUGAUUUGUUUAAGCUUAAUGAGAAGGAGAAGAAGUGGGUGAAGUUAACGAGUUUAGGGGAUAAAGUUUUGUUCUUGGGGAUAAAAUGUUCGUUUUCUGCUUCUUUUUCAGAUUUGUAUGUUGCCAAAGGGAAUUGUGUGAUCAUUAGUGCUGAUAUCUUUAGAAGACUUAGUCGACUUGGGUCACAGGCGAGCUAUGUUUUGGACUUGGAUCAAGGUUGGCUUCCGCUUUUGUGCGAUUCUCCUGAAUAUUCCAACUUGUUUUGGCCACCUCCAAAGUGGAUCUAAGUUCGUUACCAAAUUACAUGUUCAGCAGCACCAAACUCCUAAUUGCAUAUUCAUGUGAAACGAUGUCUUGAAAAUGAGGCGAAACUUGGGUUGCAGGAUAAGCGUUUUGGUGGAUUCUUCAAGUCUUCUCUUGUAAGCAAGUUGUGAUUAUUCAUGGCUUGUUAUGUUUUCUUUGAAGUAGACCACUUGCAUUAUUAUGAAAAUCUUUGUAUCAAAUGACUUAAAAACUGUGUGACUUCCUCAACGGUUGUGGAAUAUAGGCUAUCUACUUAAAAGGCCAUUAUAAACUUGGAUGUCCUGCUUCUGUUUACAAAACCUUCUGUUUUUAAUUAAUUGGUAUAAGUAUUUUUUUUUGGAUAUAAAUAA
This is a messenger RNA of Medicago truncatula (barrel medic), 1673 nucleotides long. RefSeq names its product F-box protein SKIP23. NCBI's taxonomy places the organism in Eukaryota, Viridiplantae, Streptophyta, Magnoliopsida, Fabales, Fabaceae. Gene Ontology annotation, molecular function: protein binding. The coding region runs from base 201 to 1307 and encodes 368 amino acids. The transcript is spliced from 3 exons. The record is from RefSeq and is a predicted model, not a curated record.